Molecule: messenger RNA, 858 nt
Organism: Closterium sp. Yama58-4
Lineage: Eukaryota; Viridiplantae; Streptophyta; Zygnematophyceae; Desmidiales; Closteriaceae
Source: the annotation of a GenBank genome assembly
AUGGCUGCGGUGUGCUGCCGUUCCGCCGUUUCUCGCGGCGUGUCCGCAUCCGGGUCGCUGUUCGAUUCGCAGCUUUCGCAGCGCAUAGCGAGCAUUCUCUGUUCCUCGUCCGAUCUUCCUCUCUCCGCCUCCUCGCCUCAUUCCGAGCCGCUGCGUGUGACUGGGCCUGCCGCUGGGCUCUCGCGCUUCCAUUCGUCUUCUUUUGUUGAGGCAGAUCCUGGCGCAGGAUCAUCCCCCUCGUCGCCAGCAGUCGCAGGCGACGUCGCACAGUCACCACUUCUGCCGCGUCUGCGAUCAUGGUUCACAGCGCCCGACCUCACUCCGCCGCCGUUCGCGGGCCCUGCUGGCGGAUCCGAGGCGGGGAGCGGAGCGGACGGAGAGGCGCGGGGGGACGCGCGGACGUACGGAGGGGGCGCGCGGGGUGACGGGGAUCAUCGGGUGUACGGGCGGGAUCCGCGCGCGUACGGGCGGAACUUCCGCCCGCGCCCGCCUGUAGCGCGGCCGAAGCUGGAUCUUUUGGAAAAGGUGCUUACUGGGGGGGGAAGAGGGAGGGGGGCCCGGUUUUACCAUCUUUCUGUCGCCCCUCCACUCUCCGACAUUCUCUCCCUCUGCCACUGCCCUCCUCUCUCCAUCUGCAUGGGUGUGCAACCAACAGUAGCGCUGCUCACCUCGCGCAUUGCCGACAUGGCCCAACACCUUCAAACGCACAAGAAGGACCUGCACUCACGGCGGGGUCUAGAUGGAAUGCUGGCACGGCGGCGCAAGCUGCUCAAGUAUCUGCGGAGGAAGAACUGGGACUCGUACUGCCAUGUCAUUGCGGAGCUGGGGCUGCGGGAUCGAGUGGACCUGCAAUCUUAG